GGGUAUAUAAUACCCAUCGAUCGGGUAGAAAUUUCAUCUCAAUUUCGAUCCGCCCGCCCUCAAGAGUCAAAUGCCACAGCGGAGCAGGAAGGUGGUUUCCCAGAACCUGACCAUGGGGUAGGACUGUAGGGCGAUCGAUCUUCUUCGUCUUCUUCCCGAAAGUCCCAAUGUUUCUUUGAUCGAUCUGUCUCACCAUUUAUUGAAUUGGUGAUUCCUUCUAUAGGUUUUAGGGUUGUCCGGAUUUGGGUGUUAGGGUUGAUUAGUUUAUCCGGUUGAGAUGCUUUUUUGAUGAUAUAAUACUGCAAUUGGUAUUUAGGAGUAAUCUGUGAGGAGGAAGGGGAAUCUAGAAAUCCAUAGCAUUAUAUAGACCACAAUGUCGACUGCAAGUGUUGCACUAAGCCCCGUGCCUGAGCCGUGCGGUGUGGGCCCACGGGAGAUGCAGUUAAACGAAUCUAUUCUGAUUUACCUAACUGUUGGUGGGACUUUGAUCCCAAUGCACAUUCUUGGAUCAGAUUCGAUUGCUUCAGUGAAACUUAGGAUCCAGAGGUACAACGGGUUCUUUGUGAAGAAACACAGGCUUGUAUAUGAAGGAAAAGAGUUGGCCCGAAACAAUUCCUUAGUGCGUGACUAUGGUGUCACUGAGGGCAAUGCACUGCAUUUGGUUCUCAGACUUUCUGACAUUCAAGCAAUCACUGUUCAAACUGUUUGUGGGAAGGUUUUUGAGUUCCAUGUGGAUAGAAAGAGAAACGUGGGCUAUGUGAAGCAGAGGGUUGCUAAGAAGUUGGAGGGACAGUUUGAUCUUGAAGAUCAAGAAUUGAUCUGUGAUGGUGAGGAGCUUGAAGAUCAGACGGUUAUAGAUGACGUUUGUAGAACUAAUGACGAUGCUGUUCUUCACUUGUUGGUGCGUAGAUCAGCUAAAGUUAGGGCUAAACCUGUCCAGAAAGAUUAUGAAGUUUCUAUUAUUGCUCCUGAACCAGAUGGUGAUGUUCUCUCUGUGAAAUCUCUGGAAAAAGUUUUCAUCUUGGAACCGCUGACUAUUAACCCGGAGUUCCCGCUAACCCCAGAAAUCAAGAAUCUAAUUAGUGCCACUUUUGAGGGUUUAAAGAUGGGAAAAGAACCAAUUAGGUCAACCGAGGGAACGGGAGGUGCAUAUUUUAUGCAAGAUUCAUAUGGUCAAAGGUACGUCGCUGUGUUCAAACCAAUUGAUGAAGAGCCAAUGGCAGCUAACAAUCCUCGCGGGCUUCCUUUGUCUACAAACGGUGAAGGGUUGAAGAAGGGGACACGCGUAGGGGAAGGGGCGGUGAGGGAAGUUGCAGCCUACAUUUUGGAUCACCCAAGAGCGGGCCCACGCUCAAAGUCUAGCAAUGAGAAGGGCUUUGCAGGGGUACCCCCCACAGCAAUGGUCCAAUGUCUUCAUGAUGGGUUUAACUAUUCGGAUGAUGGGUAUCAGUAUUCCUGCAAGAAGGUCAAAAUCGGAUCUUUACAAAUGUUUGUUGAGAAUUCCGGAAGCUGUGAGGAUAUGGGUCCCAGUGCUUUCCCGGUGGAGGAUGUGCACAGAAUCUCAGUGCUUGACAUUAGGCUGGCCAACGCAGACAGGCACGCUGGGAACAUUUUGGUGGUCCGUAACGAAAAAAGGGAAACGUUCCUUGUUCCAAUCGAUCACGGUUACUGCUUGCCAGAAAGUUUGGAAGAUUGCACAUUCGACUGGCUUUACUGGCCUCAAGCAAAGCAACCAUAUUCUCCUGAGACAAUUGCCUACAUAAACACGCUUGACGCCGAGGCAGACAUUGACCUUCUCAGGUCUCACGGAUGGAACCUUCCGGAAGAAUGUGCUCGCAUUCUCCGCGUCUCCACCAUGCUUCUGAAGAAAGGCGCAGAGAGAGGGCUGACCGCGUUUGACAUUGGCAGCAUGAUGUGUAGGGAGACGAUAAGAAAGAAAUCUUUGGUUGAAAAGAUUCUGGAAGAGGCUCAAGAAUCUGUUCUACCAGAGACAAGCGAAGCUGCUUUUGUUGGUUCUGUUUCUUCCAUCAUGGAUCGGCACCUCGACGAGCUGUCAGAUUCGUGCAAGUAAAUAGAAACCAUGCUCCAUAUAUAUGAUAUGAUAUGGAUGUAAAAUCAUGUUGAAGAUGAUGUGUUGAUGGUCAUUUCCUAGCUCUGCAAAAAGCCAGUUAAUACUCUUUGCAAGAGAGGUUUGAUGGACUUUGUGAGUUUGGAAUAUGUAUCAUUUCCAGGGUGUUUAUAUAUAUACUUAAAAAAAUUGUGGACUUGAAUUAAAUAAAACUUGGUGUUCUAA
Messenger RNA from Cuscuta campestris, 2293 nucleotides. The record is from the annotation of a GenBank genome assembly. Lineage: Eukaryota; Viridiplantae; Streptophyta; Magnoliopsida; Solanales; Convolvulaceae.